Molecule: messenger RNA, 2293 nt
Organism: Cucumis melo (muskmelon)
Lineage: Eukaryota; Viridiplantae; Streptophyta; Magnoliopsida; Cucurbitales; Cucurbitaceae
Exons: 8
Coding region: 973-2121 (382 amino acids)
Source: RefSeq, a predicted model, not a curated record
GUGGCAAGAUUCGAGAAUGAAAAAAUUGGUGGAAAAAGUUCAAGAUUUGAGCCUCAGUCAUGUUUUAACCAUAAAUUUCUGUUCAAGCAAAUAAGGACGCCAGCGUUGUACGACCAAAACAACGGCCACAAGUUCUUGCUCAUGAACUAGUUUCCCACGAUCUCUAAUAGAUAAAACAUGAGCGAAAAUAAGCAAUCGGCCUCUUGGAUUGAAGGAGAACCUCACCAAUACCAAACCUGGAUGAAUCAGUUUCGAUUUCAAAUGGUUGAGAAAAUUUUGGUAGUGCUAAUUUAUGUAAUGCAACCAUAGCAUUCUUCAAUCUUUCUAACGCCACUUGAGCCUUUUUGUUCCAUUCAAUAUCUCCCUUUUUAAAUAAAUUACUCAACGGAGCUGCUAGGCUGCCAUAAUUGUUCACAAUUUUUCGGUAAUAACCAAUAAUCCAAGAAAACCAUGGACUUUCUUGAUGUUGGAACAGGCCACUCAAACAUAGCCCUCAACUUCUCUGGAUCAGCUUCGACUUCCUUGCUGGAAAUUAGAUGUCCAAGAUACGCCACCCUUUUUCUAACAAACUGGUACUUUGCUUGAUUAACAAAAAGCUGAGUUUCCCAAAGAACAGAGAGGACUAUGCAUAAAUGCUUGACAUGUUCUUCUAUCACACGACUGUACUAAACUGUCAUCAAAGAGCACCAAUACAAAUUUCUGCAAAUAUUGAUGGAACGUUUUGUUCAUCAAGGCUUAAUUGAUAUUAAUUGGAGAGGAAAUAGCAUUGCAGGGGCUUGAACGUAGGACUUCCCUGGACCACCUGCUCUGCCAAUCUGGAACUCCAUAAUCAACUUUGACCCGCAUGUUUUCAUUUGGCUUGGCGAUAACAUCUAUGGAGACAUUAGGCGUCCAUUCAAAUUAUUUGGUCGAGAAAGGACGGUGGGACCAUGGAAAAAUGUUCCACGUUUCAUUCCUUCAUCUAAGCAGGAAAUGAUGCUCAAAUACAAUAAGGGCAAGACAAUUCCAGGCUAUUCUUGGCUUAGACAGAGGACCAAGGUAAUCGGUGUCUGGGAUGACCAUGAUUAUGGAUUAAAUGAUGCUGGAAAGGAAUUUACCGAGAAGGUCACUAAUCAGAAGCUUCUCCUUGAUUUUUUAGAUGAACCUCUUGAUAGUCCAAGGCGCAAGCAGCAUGGUGUGUAUGCAUCAUAUAUGUUCGGCCCUAUAGGUAAACAAAUUAAGGUUAUCCUAUUAGAUACUAGAUAUCACCGUGAUCCGCUGUUUAGUGAUGGAACUAUUUUGGGUACUGCUCAAUGGACGUGGCUGAAGAGGGAGCUUAAGGGUCCAGAGUCGGCAGUAACAAUAAUUGGGUCAUCCAUUCAGGUUAUAUCAAAUCUUUCCGCAACCACCAGACCUUUGUUCUAUUUGGAGUCUUGGGGACGUUUCCCAAAGGAGAGAGAUCUCCUUUUCAAAUUGAUUGCAGAUAGCAAGAGAAAAGGAGUUUUCUUCAUAAGCGGGGAUGUUCAUUUUGGAGAAAUUUCACGCUCUGAUUGUGCUGUCGAAUAUCCGCUAUUUGACAUAACCUCAAGUGGUCUUACUCAAGCAGUUGAAAGGGCUGUUCCCCGACCAUUACAAUUUUUAGUGAGGUUUCUUGCGUGGUUGACGCCAUCUACGAUGAGAGUUAUGAAAAGCAAAUGCAGAUACAAUUCCUGCACGUUCGGUAUGCAUGCCAAUCGCUUAAUAUUUAGUUUAGAUGUUCUUCACUGUUUCGCCUCUCUUUUGUGUACAAAUUGUCGGUUCCUUUUAGGCCAACCAAAUUUUGGAGUCGUUGAAAUUGAUUGGGGUGCAAGUCCUGUAAGAAUCAAAAUGGAAGUGCGGGAUACGAACGGACUCACUGUGGUAGGUGUAAAUAUCCCUUUGAGUUCAUUGCGUCCAGGAAACAACGAGUAUUUGUGCAGUAAUGGUAUGGGAGAGUAUCAGAGGCAUUGUCUUCUGGAAGUCCAUUUGGGAUGGAUUGUCCGAUAUCGCCUGGCAAUUUUGUUUUAUAGUACUUUGACGUUACUCCUCCUCGCUUCGCUGGGAAUUGGUUAUGUGGCCACUUUGACUUGCAGGAAGUGCAUCCGCAAAUGCAAGCGUGACUAACCGGUGUUUUCACCUUUCUUCUUACUUGUGGCUGGAUAUAUUAGGCCGGUCUAGUUGCAAUUUGAAUUAUGUUUUAUAUGAGUAGGUGUUCGACAAAAAAUCUGCAUUGUAUUCUUUUGAAAAGUGUCCUCAAAUUUUGUUAAUUUUGAAAAAAUAUUUUUGUUUUUUUUUA